Molecule: messenger RNA, 816 nt
Organism: Rosa chinensis
Lineage: Eukaryota; Viridiplantae; Streptophyta; Magnoliopsida; Rosales; Rosaceae
Product: putative F-box protein At3g58860
Exons: 1
Coding region: 1-816 (271 amino acids)
Source: RefSeq, a predicted model, not a curated record
AUGAUCUUUGUUUCCAAGCAAUGGGAAGGUGUAUGGUUUUCAGAUCCGAUAUUAGAUUUCGACGAGAGUAUUGGCAAUUACUAUGGCCAUGCCCAGCAUGAAAAGUUUGUCAAGUUCAUCAACAACAUCUUGAAAAGGUAUUUGAAAUUUUGUGAUGAUCAAGAACUUAAACUCUUAGCAGUUAAAAAAUUCAGGCUUUGCAUGAGGAGGUACUUAUCCAGCGACGCUCCUAACGUAGAUAAAUGGUUGAGUUUGCUAUUUGAGAGAAGCAUCGAGGAGUUAGAUAUCAGCCUAAUUAGUGGAAUAACUGGUGAUUUGGAAAACUAUUCUGUGUCGCAUACGACGCUUGUUAAUGCAAAAUCUUUAACUAGUCUGAAUUUGGAGUGUGUGACUAUAAAGAACAUGGAUGGAUAUUAUUCCUAUACUUAUGAAGUCAAGAAGAGGACGAUGGUUCCUAGAGCUGAUGAUCUUGUAUCUAAAUGCCUUCUUCCCUCUUUGAAAACAAUGUCCCUCAAAACUGUGCAAUUCGACCAUGGUGCUCUCUUUCCCCUAAUUUGGGAGUGCCCUGUCAUCGAAUUUCUAUCAUUAACUUCAUGUUCUUUUGAAAAUUGCAGAGAUUAUUGCCAGCAUCUCUUUAGUUCGAGUCUCAAAUUCUUGAAUAUUGAUAAAUGCAAUUUCAUCGGUCUACGCAUUGGUGAAGCUGUAAAUCUUGAAUCUUUUCGAUUGGUUUCACCAUUGCUUGAGGAUUUGGUGUUGGACAAUUGUGUCAAGUUGAAAGACAUGAAUAUUGAAAAUACUAGAUGGAACCAAUAUUAG